AUGAGCAUGGUAAAGAGCCUAGAGCGGCUGGAGCAGCGGCUGGCUGUGAUGGUGGCUGCCCAGGAGACUUCUCAGGCCUGGUCUUCACUGGGAGAGGAGGGGCCGGCAACCAUGAAAAAGGACAAGAGCCACGGCCGGGAUGAGGCAGACUGCAGGGCAGAGCUGAUCCUCAUCAAUGGGGAUUGCACCGACCCCGCUAAUGACACCCCUGCCCUUGUUCUGGAGGCGAAUGGAAAGCCCAGUGCUCCAGAUGCUGGGGGCCUGGGGCUGCCAUCCCUGAAGAACAAGAGGGUGAGCAAAGGAGAACUCUCCAAGGAUGACCUGUCCUGGCCACUCACUCUCACAGGGACACAGGAGGUGCGGCCCCGGGGCAGCGCCGGUUGGGAGAGCAGCCUCAGGCAGAAGCCCCCCGUCCGCCUCAUCUUCCAGGCAGGGCAGACCCGGCACGAGAUGAAAAUCAAGGAAACGAACAGCGUGGAGACUCUCAGGGAUCUGCCAGCUCCCCUGCGGAGCUCCAAGCGGCGCUCGGCCACGUCCAUCCCCGUCACCACCAUCGACCUGACAGAGGAGGACUCCCGGGACUCGUCCCGGAGCAGCAGCACGCUCUCCGGCAGCAGCUCCCAGGAGGGGCAGAAUGGAUCCGCCGAGAUGGGGGCCGAGGAGCCGGAGAGCAGAGAAGGAGGGAUGUCACUGGAGUACCAGGAUGGAAAGGAAUUUGGAAUUGGGGAGCUCGUCUGGGGAAAGAUCAAAGGUUUCUCCUGGUGGCCUGCAAUCGUCGUCUCCUACAGAGCCACGGCCAAGCGCCAGGCUGUCUCGGGCAUGCGGUGGGUGCAGUGGUUUGGAGAUGGGAAGUUCUCCGAGGUUUCUGCGGACAAGCUGGUGGGACUGAUGGCCUUUAGGCAGCAUUUCAAUUCUUCCACGUUUAAUAAGCUGGUUUCCUACCGACGAGCCAUAUACCAUGCCCUGGAGGUAACCGUGGAGCAGAGCCGGGUUUGGGUGGAUAAGGAGAUGGCCCUGGGACUCUUCGCUCCUCAUGGGGUCCCCCACAGCAGCCUUGUGAAAGGCCAGAGUAAAGCACCCUCAAAGCCAUUGCUCCUGGAAGCCAACGACCUGGCUGAGCCUCGAGCCAUGGAGAACGGGGCUCUAAGGAACGGGACGGAGGAGGUGAUCUCCCUCGAGCAGUGCCCCCCCACCAAGAGGCUGAAGACCAACCUCUGCAACAAUAGCAAGGAGCAGCGAGUGGAAGAGGACCAGACCCGAGAGCAAAUGGUUUCCGAAGUUACGAACAACAGUGGGAGUCUCGAAGACAGCUGUUUGUCCUGUGGGAGGAGAAACCCGGCCACCUUCCACCCGCUGUUCGAGGGGGGCCUCUGCCAGACGUGCAGGGAUAGAUUCCUGGAGCUCUUCUACAUGUACGAUGAAGACGGCUACCAGUCCUACUGCACUGUCUGCUGCGAAGGCAAGGAGCUGCUGCUCUGCAGCAACGCCAGCUGCUGCAGGUGCUUCUGUGUGGAGUGUCUGGAGGUGCUGGUGGGGCGAGGGACGUCGGCCAAGGCAAAAGAGCAGGAGCCCUGGAACUGCUACAUGUGCCAGCCCCAGAGGAGCUACGGGGUGCUGCAGCGCCGGCAGGACUGGAACACUCGCCUGCAGGACUUCUUCACCAGCGACAAGGGACAGGAAUAUGCUGCACCCAAAAUCUACCCGACAGUCCCACCAGCGAAGAGGAGACCUAUUCGAGUGCUCUCUUUAUUUGAUGGCAUAGCAACAGGGUACCUGGUGCUGAAGGACUUGGGCAUCCAAGUGGAGAAGUACAUUGCCUCAGAGAUCUGCGAAGACCCCAUCGCUGUGGGCACCAUGCAGCACGAGAGCAACAUCACCUAUGUGCACGAUGUCAGGAACAUAACCAAGAGAAACAUCGAGGAGUGGGGUCCCUUUGACCUGGUGAUCGGUGGAAGCCCCUGUAACGACCUCUCCCUUGUCAAUCCGGCCAGGAAGGGGCUGUAUGAAGGAACCGGGAGGCUGUUCUUCGAAUUUUACCACCUGCUCAACUAUGCCCGUCCCAAGGCGGGAGAGGAGCGCCCCUUCUUCUGGAUGUUCGAGAACGUGGUGGCCAUGAGGGUCAACGACAAGAGGGACAUUUCUCGGUUUCUGGAGUGUAACCCGGUUAUGAUCGAUGCUAUCAAGAUAUCAGCUGCCCACCGAGCACGCUAUUUCUGGGGCAACCUUCCGGGGAUGAACAGGAUCUUCGGCUUCCCCCUCCACUACACGGACGUCUCCAACAUCGGCCGCGGGGCUCGCCAGAAGCUGCUGGGAAGAUCGUGGAGCGUCCCCGUCAUCCGGCACCUCUUUUCCCCACUCAAGGAUUACUUUGCCUGUGAAUAG
This is a messenger RNA of Charadrius vociferus (killdeer), 2382 nucleotides long. It is a transcript of the gene DNMT3B, whose product is annotated as DNA (cytosine-5-)-methyltransferase 3 beta. NCBI's taxonomy places the organism in Eukaryota, Metazoa, Chordata, Aves, Charadriiformes, Charadriidae. Gene Ontology annotation, molecular function: DNA (cytosine-5-)-methyltransferase activity, acting on CpG substrates; DNA binding. The record is from RefSeq and is a predicted model, not a curated record. The transcript is spliced from 19 exons. Gene Ontology annotation, biological process: negative regulation of transcription by RNA polymerase II. Bases 1 to 2382 code for a protein of 793 amino acids. Gene Ontology annotation, cellular component: nucleus.